This is a messenger RNA of Paramuricea clavata, 1515 nucleotides long. NCBI's taxonomy places the organism in Eukaryota, Metazoa, Cnidaria, Anthozoa, Malacalcyonacea, Plexauridae. The record is from the annotation of a GenBank genome assembly.
AUGGACGACUUAGCGCAAACACCGAAGUCGAGUAAAUCAGGUAAUUAAAGUUAAAUUUUUGGACUUUAAAAUGCCGUUUUAUAAUAAAAAUGUAUUUACAUUAAUUUUAUAAACAAAGUUUACGGAUAUUAUAAUUAAAUUUCGGUGUAAAGAUAUUAAAAAGGGUCUGCCACUGAGUAAUUUUGAUGAAGACUGCAAGUUUACUAGUCGAAACGUUUAAUCAAAAUGAAAAAUCAUUGUCUUGUAUUUUUUAAAAAGGGUCAUUGUAGGUUUUAUUUUCUCACUGAAACGACUUGCCGACAUCUAAACAUCUUACUAGAUACUGAUACUCAAAGCAAGAAAAGAAAACGCCAACUGGAAAAGCUUGAUGAGAGUCAACUCGAGGAAAGUCACAUUGAUGAGCCAGCAAAUGUAAAGUUUCCUACAUAAAGUUUUACAUCUAUAAUAUAAUACUUGCACUCCAGCUGAAUCUCCCUUUAUGAUAUUCAUGCUACAAAAUCAUUGUUUUUUUAUUAUUUUCUUAGUUUGUCAUUGCCAGUACAGAAAUGGAAUCUCUUCGAGAAACCAAUAGAAGGCUAAAAAACAAAAUUAUUUCCUUGAAAACAUCUGCCAAAGGAAAUAAAUCCAAAAUGAAGCUAAUGAGACGCAGGGGUAAGACUCAUCGAGAAGAAGCCAUCAACAUUGGGGGGGGUUGUCAUGUUUUGACCAACAUUUCCUAGGAUUUUGACCAAGUCGUACAAAUUUUGCCCAAAAAUGUUGUCGGGGGGGGGGUACAAUUUUAAGGAAAUAUCAGUUCCGUUUUGACCAACUUUGGGCAAAUAUCAGUUCCAUUUUGACCAACUUUGACCAACGUUUGAAUUAUUGGGGGGGGGGGGUGUUACCCCCCCACACACACACCUAUAGCGACAUCCCUGGUUAAGCGUGUUACAUAAAGAAGCAAUGCUUUAUUUUUAUGCAUAUAUUAUUUAGUACUCCAGCUUGAACAACGCUUAGAAGAACAGUCGGUGAAGAAGAGUGCUGAAGAAUCUGAAAUGGAAGGUGGCAAUAUUGAGAGUGAGGAUGAAGCAUCAGAGGCGGAAAACGAGUUCUACGAACAUGAUCCUGCCUAUGAGGUAGAUGAUGUCGACAUGGAAGAAGAUGAUGAAGAUUUCAUAGAAGAAGAUAUAGGGUGAGUAAUUUAAUAACUUGGCACCGCCUUUUGCAAUAACAAGCAUCACAACUAUUGUGUAUUAUUACAAUGUUGCACUUUUGCUUGUUUCAGGUUGUUGCAACACAAUGGAAAUCUACGGUCAGAACCAAAGCACAUUGUGUUUCUGUCACAGCUUCUGCUACUUUUCAACUUUUGCCAUUCAUGCAAAGCUGAUAAUCCAUUGGUGGAAGCAAAAGCUGUUGGAACUGCAGCAGUUGUAACCUCAACAUGCCACAACCCAAAUUGCCCACAGAAAACCACAACAUGGUAUAGCCAGCCACUAACACCUGGGCGUACAAAAGCACGUGCUGGAAACUUUCUUUUGU